AUGAUUAUCCCAGAUGGUGGUUUGCAAGCUUGGCUCUCGGUGCUCGGCGGGUUCUGCGUUCUAACAGCAACAUUUGGAUACUCCAACUCGUUCGGUGUCUAUCAAGACUAUUAUGUUCUAUCGGGAGCAUCCAGUUCUUCCAACGUCAGUUGGAUUGGGUCUCUUCAACUCUUCCUUAUGUUCUUUGUGGGACUUCCAGCGGGCAAGCUCUUCGACCAAGGGUACUUCCACCACAGCCUUGCUGUCGGGAGCGUCCUCUACGUGUUCUCCAUGUUCAUGCUGUCAUUGGCACACCCACACAAGUACUACCAGCUUAUGCUUGCUCAAGGUGUUGGCAUGGGCUUGGGUAGUGGUCUGAUGUUAGUGCCAUCGAUGUCAGUGCAAGCGCACCACUGGAGAAGGCGUCGAUCUCUUGCCAUGGGUAUUGUGAUGACAGAAGGCUCCGGUGUUGGCGGCCUGAUUUACCCAAUCAUGUUGAACAGGAUGCUGCACGGUCGUGUCGGGUUUGCAUGGGGUGUCCGUGCAACAGCCUUCCUUACCCUUGGGCUCGUGAUUAUUGCCAAUUGCGUCAUGACAACUCGCCUUCCUAGUGCCAAACAACGUCCACCAGGGCCAAAGGCCGACGUCAAGUCGAUUCUUGCAGAUGGCCCAUUCCUUCUUCUCCUCGCGGGAGCAUUUUUGGUGCUAUGGGGAAUGUUUUACGUAUAUUUCUACCUGCAACUUUGGGUCAAUCCACAUGGCCUAUCCGAGACCCUCGGCUUCUACACGAUCGCAAUCUUGAAUGCUGCUUCCAUCUUCGGGCACACUAUUCCCAACAUGAUUGCGGACCGUGUUGGCGCAUUCAAUAUCUUUGCGCCCGUGUGUUUGAUCGCUGGUGCCCUUGUAUUUGCGAUGUUCGGUGUGACCAGUGUUGGCACGGUCAUCGUUUUCUCGAUAUUGUACGGAUUCUUCUCCGGCGCAGCGAUUGCAUUGAUGCCUCCAACUGUUGCAAGCGUCGCCAACAGUGUGCAUGAGAUAGGGUGCGUAUUGGGACUUGCCUAUUUCACUGUAUCUUUCGCAAUGCUCACGGGAACCCCUAUCGUGGGCGCGCUGUAUGACCUGCACGAUGCGUGGUUCAGACCCAUCGUGUUCAGCGGUGUACGUUAUUCCCACUGCCGUUUCUGUCAGAGCGGCCCGGAUGCUCAUAUGAAAAUAGGUUGUUAUGAUCACUGGGUUCGUGUUGGUCCUUUCGUCACGGCAUAUAUAUUCGAGGAGGAAGAGCACACAGUGCCUUUGAUUGACUUAGAGUCUAUGGUCUCGGAGGUAGCGGUUGUACGAUCAAUCCCAAUUUGA
Messenger RNA from Postia placenta MAD-698-R-SB12, 1332 nucleotides. RefSeq lists its product as hypothetical. Lineage: Eukaryota; Fungi; Basidiomycota; Agaricomycetes; Polyporales; Adustoporiaceae. Gene Ontology annotation, molecular function: transmembrane transporter activity. Gene Ontology annotation, biological process: transmembrane transport. The transcript has 10 exons. The record is from RefSeq and is a predicted model, not a curated record. Bases 1 to 1332 code for a protein of 443 amino acids. Gene Ontology annotation, cellular component: fungal-type vacuole membrane.